AUGCCACGAGAACCUGUGCCCGCUAUUUCAAAUGCGGCUCAUGCGGUAUGGCUUGUCAUGAAGAUUCCUGCUCACGACAAGUACAGUUUAUUCAUUUCCGCGGCCCUUACAAAUUCACUGACAUUUUAUGCCCAGCUCGUCUAUGGAAAAAUCAUGCGUAUUCGUUCGCCUAAUAGGGGCAUAGUUGUGACAUAUUAG
Messenger RNA from Blumeria graminis f. sp. triticale, 198 nucleotides. NCBI's taxonomy places the organism in Eukaryota, Fungi, Ascomycota, Leotiomycetes, Helotiales, Erysiphaceae. The record is from the annotation of a GenBank genome assembly.